AUGUCAAAAGUUAAAAAAAUAGGUGUUGGAAUUGAUUUAGGUACGACGUAUUCAUGCGUUGGAGUUUUCAGAAGAGGAAAAGUUGAAAUAAUAGCCAACGAUCAAGGGAAUCGCGUCACUCCGAGUUACGUUGCAUUUACCGAAAAUGAAAGAUUUGUUGGGGAUCCAGCAAAAGCACAAAUCGCAAGCAAUCCUAAAAAUACAAUUUAUGAUGCGAAAAGGUUAAUUGGUAGAACGUACAGUGAUAAAUGCAUACAAAACGAUUUGAAAUUAUGGACGUUUAACGUCGUUAACGAUUGUGGUAAGCCUAAAAUUGAAGUGACAUAUAAAAACGAAAAGAAAAGAUUUUCACCGGAAGAAAUAUCAUCAAUGAUACUUUUUAAAAUGAAAGAAGUUGCAGAAACUUAUUUAGGGCAACCCGUGAGGGAUGCUGUCGUUACAGUACCUGCUUAUUUUAACGAUUCUCAGAGGCAAGCUACAAAAGAUGCUGGAACCAUUGCUGGAUUAAAUAUAUUGCGAAUAAUUAACGAACCCACGGCUGCUGCUUUAGCUUACGGUUUGGAUAAAAACGAAGGAGAGCAAAAUGUUCUUAUUUACGAUUUGGGUGGUGGAACAUUCGACGUUUCCGUAUUGACCAUAGAUAAGGGUAUAUUUGAAGUUAGGGCAACAUCGGGGGAUACACAUUUAGGUGGGGAAGAUUUCGAUGCACGACUCGUUAAUUAUUUUUCAAAAGAAUUUUAUAAGAAACAUAAUUUGGAUAUAACGAAAAAUAAAAGGAGCAUGAGAAGGUUACAAACGGCUUGCGAAAGAGCUAAAAGAACAUUAUCGGCCACGACACAAGCCGAUAUCGAAAUCGAUUCUUUGUUUGAAGGAAUCGAUUUUUAUUCGACGAUAUCGAGAGCGAGAUUUGAAGAACUUAAUUCUGAUUAUUUUAAAGGAACUCUUAUACCUGUUGAAAAAGCUUUGGCCGAUGCAAACAUAUCAAAAUCAAAAAUCCACGAAGUUGUUUUAGUUGGUGGAUCUACGAGAAUUCCAAAAAUACAAAAAAUUUUAAAAGAUUUUUUUAACGGAAAAGAAUUAAAUCAUAAUAUUAAUCCAGAUGAAGCCGUCGCUUACGGUGCCGCCAUUCAAGCAGCCGUUUUAAUCGGGGAUUCGGCAAAAGAAGUUAAAAAUAUACUUUUAUUAGAUGUAUCUCCUUUAUCAACCGGUAUAGAAACCGCAGGGGGCGUCAUGUCGAUUCUAAUACCACGAAACACGACCAUACCUUGUUCUUACACUCAAUUGUUUUCAACAUUUUCGGAUAAUCAAACGUCCGUGAACAUACAGGUUUACGAAGGUGAAAGACCCAUGACGAAAGACAAUCACCUAUUGGGAAAUUUCGAAUUGAGUGGAAUACCACAGGCACCGAGAGGAGUACCACAAAUAGAAGUCACAUUCGACAUAGACGCGAAUGGAAUACUAAGCGUGAAAGCACAAGAAAUAACGACGGGAAAAGAAAGUCGAAUAGUUAUAAACAAAGAUAAGGGAAGAUUAUCAAAAACGGAAAUAGAUAAAAUGAUUGCGGAAUCGGAAAAAUUUAAAGAUGAAGAUGAUAAAAACAGGCAAAAAGUUUUAGCGAGAAAUUCAUUCGAAUCAUAUUGUUUGGAUUUAUUGGGAAACGUGACGCAUUUACCGGAAAAAGAUGCGACAAAAGUACAAAAAGAAGCGAGCGACGGUUUAAAAUGGCUUGAAAAUAAUCGGAUGGCGACAAAAAAAGAAAUCGAAGAAAGGAGAUCGUCGGUUGAAAAAAUAUGCACUCCGAUAAUAGAAAAUUUUUUCAAAGUAAAUCGUGUGAGACACGAAAGGUUACCGAGUUCAUCGAGAGGUUGUUUCAAUGAAGAUUUCAACACGUGUUUUUUAAAAGAAUAA
Molecule: messenger RNA, 1908 nt
Organism: Pediculus humanus corporis (human body louse)
Lineage: Eukaryota; Metazoa; Arthropoda; Insecta; Psocodea; Pediculidae
Product: Heat shock cognate 71 kDa protein, putative
Exons: 7
Coding region: 1-1908 (635 amino acids)
Biological process (GO): cellular response to unfolded protein; protein refolding; vesicle-mediated transport
Cellular component (GO): plasma membrane; cytoplasm; nucleus
Molecular function (GO): ATP hydrolysis activity; heat shock protein binding; ATP binding
Source: RefSeq, a predicted model, not a curated record